AUGAGUGUGUAUCAGCCCCUCUUUCGGACAUUCAAUCAUGUUCACUUUUCAAAUCUAGAGCCUUCUGUAGAGCCUGCUACAUUUCACUUGUUCCCGCAGCUACCUGCUGAAGUGAGGCUCAAGAUAUGGAAAACCGCUCUGUGUACUGGGCGGCGACUCCUCACUGUGCGCCUCAAUUCAGUUGAUGGCGAUGAAGCGGGCUACGGUGUCUCAAUAGACCGAAAGCCACGCACCAAUCCAGUCUGGAGCAUUUGUCAGGAGUCUAGGCAGGCUUGCUAUGCAUAUUUCAGGCUACCUUUUCGCGUCCAUAGAGGCUCGACGUUAUGGGUGAAUCCUGAAAGCGACCGCAUCUUUAUAGCAGAGUUCAACAUUGCGCCUCUUGUCUUCCUCAAUUUCAUCAGCCAUUUGAAGACAGCUGAUCCCCGUGGCAUCGGUCUGCUUCAUAUUGCUAUCGAUAGCUUAUGCGCAAAAACCCUGGCAUUCUUACGAACCCUACCUGCUACCAAGAGCAGCUCUCAGGAGGCUUUUACCACCUUCAAACAAUGGAUUUUAGGUUUACAAUCAAUAUGGUUCAUUCAUCUUCUAGAUGCAGAUUCCCGUUUAGGGUUUGGGCCACUUUCUGGUACUAGGAACCAUACAAUACUUGGCCUUAACCGUGCUAUGCCUAUAUUUCCAUACGCAACCGACUUUGAGCUGUUCACGCCUGACCCACGACCAAUCCAAAGACGCCUCAAUGGUCAAACAGUCUAG
Clonostachys rhizophaga is the source of this 750-nucleotide messenger RNA. The record is from the annotation of a GenBank genome assembly. NCBI's taxonomy places the organism in Eukaryota, Fungi, Ascomycota, Sordariomycetes, Hypocreales, Bionectriaceae.